ACAAAAACAUCAUCAUCAUCGCUUUUCUUCUCUGCGGGGCACGACGAACGAAUCAUUCAUUUAUUAUUUUCGUUGCCGAUCGAGACUCCCAAUCACCAUCCGGUUCGCGAUUUUGUGUGUUUUGUCCGCCGUCUGCCAAACAAAUAGCCAGCAAUUUGUCAAAGUCAUUCCUCCGUCACCGCAGCAGAGCAGGUUAUCACGAGGAUAAAGAAAAUGGAUACUGCCGUCGACGUGAAGUUCCCGGCCCUUUCCCUGGUGCCGAAGAACGAAACCGGAGCGCUCAACUUUGUGCGGAAAUUUCCGGAGUACAACGGGAAGGAUGUGACGAUAGCGAUAUUGGACUCCGGAGUGGAUCCACGGGCAAAAGGACUAGAGAUCGUCCCCGGUGGUGAGGUGAAGGUCGUUGAGCGUUUCGAUUGCUCCGGGUGCGGAGAUGUCGACACGAGCAAAAUCGUUACAGCCGGACCGGACGGUACCAUUGUUGCCCUGUCCGGCAGGGUUCUUCGCUUUUCCAACGCAAUGAAGACGAAGUGUCCCUCGGGCGAGUAUCGCGUUGGCCUGAAGAGCAUGCACGAUCUCUAUCCGUCGCGCAUUCGGGAGAAGAUUGUAGCGGAUGCUAAGCUGAAAACAUGGGACGAACCACACAAGACGGUUAUGGCGGAUGUCAACCGGGACGUCGCAGAAUUCGACGCUAAGAAUCCCAAUGCACAGAACUUGCCGCUCAAGGAACGACUGAUCAAAGAGAACCUGGACAGCACGGUGGAGUUCUUGAGUGCAUGCGAGAAGAAAUUUUCCGACCUGAAAACAACGUAUGAUUGUGUCCUGUUCGCGACAGUUGAUGGUUGGACGGCGGUUAUUGACAACACGGAAGAUGGUAACCUGGAGAAAGCAGUACACGUUGGGGAGUACAGUCGAACGCAUGAGAUGGUCAAUCUGGAUGAAUUUUUGUCUAUCUCGGUUAAUGUUCAUGAUGGUGGAGAUGUUUUGGAGAUUGUGGGGAUGUGCUCAAGCCACGGAACUCACGUUGCUUCCAUUGCUUGUGGUUUUCAUCCGGAUAAUCCAGAACUGGAUGGAGUGGCCCCGGCGGCAAAAGUAGUGUCACUAACAAUCGGUGACGGUAGAUUAGGAUCUAUGGAGACUGGCACUUCCCUCGUUAGGGCAAUCAUAAAAGUGAUGGAGCUAUGUGAAACAGGUCGUAAGAUUGAUGUGAUUAACAUGAGCUACGGUGAGCACGGCCACUGGUCUAGUUCUGGUCGAGUGGGAGAGCUGAUGAGCGAACUGGUGAACAAGUAUGGGGUCGUGUGGGUCGCUUCAGCCGGUAAUCAUGGACCUGCGCUUUGCACCAUCGGUACUCCUCCGGAUAUAAGCCAGCCAAGCUGCGUUGGAGUUGGUGCUUACGUGUCCCCUGAAAUGAUGGAGGCGGAAUAUGCACUGAGACAAAAGUUACCAGGGAACGUCUACACUUGGACUUCCCGUGACCCGUGCAUUGAUGGCGGAUUUGGAGUGACGGUUUGUGCUCCGGGGGCUGCGAUAGCCUCGGUUCCGCAGUUUACCAUGUCCAAGGCACAACUAAUGAAUGGAACCAGUAUGGCGGCUCCACAUGUAGCUGGUUCGGUAGCUCUGUUGAUUUCCGGAUUGAAACAGAAAAACGUCCACUUCACGGCAUUCAGUAUUAAACGAGCUCUAUGGAACACUGCCACUAAAAUUGAGUACGUUGACAAAUUCGCUCAAGGAAACGGACUGCUGAACGUGGAAAAAGCUUUCGAAAAUUUAACAAAUUAUAAAGAUUGUUUGGAAAAUAAUCUGCGGUUUUCGGUCAGUGUGGGAAGCAACGGCGCUAAAGGCAUUCAUAUGCGUCAAGGAGUGCUGACCAAGCCGGAGGAAUUCAACGUCAGUAUUGAACCUGUAUUUUUCAAUGACAAAUAUGCUUCCGCAUCUGAUAAAAUCAGUUUUAACGUAAGACUGACGCUGAUUCCAACGGAAUCGUGGAUUCAGAGUGGAUCCUUUUUGGACCUUUGCUAUUCACAGCGCACGAUCUGCGUGAAAGUAGAUCCUACUGGACUAGCUCCUGGUGUUCAUAGAGCAAGUAUUAAGGCAUAUGAUUCUGGCUGCGUUGAAAAGGGUGUCUUGUUCGAGAUACCAGUCACCGUAGUGCAACCGAUCGUAGUGGAUCCGAAAACUUUUGAGUACACUCAAACCGAAUCGAUCACAUGCAAGCCCAAUACGAUUCUGCGGAAUUUCUUCCUGGUGCCAAAAUAUGCAACAUGGGCCGUGCUGGAGAUGAUUUCCACCGAUACGAACGAUACUGUGGGCGGAAAGUUUCUGAUCCAUACGAUGCAGAUAUUGCCGAUGAAGUAUUGCAAGGCGCAAGAAACGCAGAAAAUAUUGCCGGUCAACAGUGUUUCCACGACGGUGCAUCCCUUCAAGUGUGUGGGUGACAAUAUUUUGGAAGUUUGUAUCGCCAAGUAUUGGUCCAAUUUCGGCACAGUACCGCUGAAGUAUUCUAUCAAAUUUCAUGGUAUUUCUCCAACUAAUGGAAAUAUAAUGCACAGCGCCAGUGGAAUACAUCGCAUUGAUUUGACUACGCUGUCCGCUGAAGAAGUACUGCCAUCCGUUUCCCUGAAGUCAGCUGUCAUGGUACUGAAACCAUCGGAGACGAAAAUCACUCCGCUGAGCCCUCGAGACGUUGUGCACCCCGGCCGUCAAAUCUACCAGAACGUUCUGACUUACAGUUUUCAUUUGAAUAAAAACCAAGAGGUGGCGUUUUAUGCACCCCUGUUCAGCACCAUUCUGUACGAAAGUGAAUUCGAAUCGCAGUUCUGGAUGGUGUUCGACUCUAAUAAAAUGAUGGUAGGAUGUGGCGAUGCGUACUCGAAUGAUUCCUACCUGAAGUUGGAAAAGGGCGACUACACAAUACGAUUGCAAAUCCGUCACGAGAAAAGGGAACUGCUGGAGAAGAUUUCCGAAACAACCAUGCUAGCAAAUAUUAAACUGGCCAAUACUUUAGCAGUAGAUAUUUAUAAGUCGUACAAUCAAGCCAUCGUCAACAGUAAGAAGAUAACUUCCUUGCCCUUCCCUGCAGCAGUGACUCGUCCAAUUUAUUUAGCGCCGAUAACAAAUGAAAAGCUCCAGAAAGCAUCGUUCCAAAGUCAGUGUUCUUGGCUUGAAGGAACCAUAGUUUACGCCAAGGAUGAGCUGGGUAAAAAAUGCGACACACAUAGCUUCCAAUACGUUCUGACAGAGGGGCCAAUCGUGAAGAAAAAUGGUACCGGAAGUCCCAAGGAGAAUAAGACUAAAUUUGAAGAAUAUAGCGAAGGACUUCGUGAUUACCAAGUUGCGCAAAUCGCCAAACUAGACGCCGAAAACGCAGAAACUGUGUACAACACCGUUCUGAAGGACAAUCCCACCUUUGUGGGGGCUCACCUGGCAUUGAUCGACAACAUGGAUAGCAACGAUUUGAAAGCAAAUCUACCGCUUACGUUUGCAAGCAAUUUGGAUAAAAACGACAAAAGUGCUGCUGCGCUGUUGAAAUUUAAGCUAAUCAAGAUCAUCGAGUUGGCAGAUUUGACAUUGAAGGAAAUUGAUCAAAAUACGCUGCUGGCAUACUACGGGCUGAAAACAGAUAGCAGACCGAAUGCAGCCAAAAUUAAAACUCAAAUGGACAAACAAAAACAGCAACUCCUGGAAGCCUCUCAAAGGAAACUAAUAGCUUUAUCCAAAUUGCGCGUCAUCAAAGCGGUUGUGGACAGCAACGAGGUGGGAGACGAUGGAGCGGAUCAGCUUGACGCCAUCGAGCAACUUUUCAGUGACAUUGGAAAGUUUAUCGAUUACAGUGACACGAAGGUGCUACUGUCAUCAGUUUGGCACGCAUACACCCUGAGUCAGUACGGUCGCAUGCUUAAGUAUCUCGGAAAACUCUACGAGGAUAAACUCUCACGAGAGAUCCUCGAAGAACAGAGCCGUGUCGUGUCCGAGAAGAAAUGGUCUCACGUGGAACAGCUGCUGAAUAAAAUGGUCGUGACUGCCAAUCCUCAAGGAUUUAGACUGUUUUAAUAUGUUUAAGACUAGACAACGUUCUAAAAGUUACUCCAUAGAUUAACAGAGUUUUCUAUAUUUGAUCAUGCGAGAUUUCAGUCUUUAUUACCAAGGUGGCUGAUGUGAUGACGAUUUUGGAUCAAGUCAAGUUCAAUUGUCACAUUAUCUCCAUGUUCGUUUAAUUAGAGAAAAACAAGACCGCAAAAUUUAGACUAAAUUUGCCAUUCAGAAUCAAGGUGAUGUCAAGCACUGAUCUCAAAUGUGCACUACCUAGAUAAUUCAGAUAGAUUCAUAUUUAAUUAUACGUUCGUUUUUAUGUGAUUGCUUUUAAUCCCCUAAAAACGAAUUUUGCUCAUCAAACCAUCUUAGAGAUUCGUCUAUCGACAAGCAAGAUAUGCAUUUAUGAUCUGAUGAAUCGAGCUUUUUAAACAAAUUAGAUAUGACCUGGCAUAACUAAUUGUUCAAUAUAUUAGAAAAAAUAUGGUAAAUGUAAUUAAUUUCUCAGAUUGAUUUAACCAUAAAUAAAAUCUAACACAUUUAAACUACA
Messenger RNA from Armigeres subalbatus, 4582 nucleotides. RefSeq names its product tripeptidyl-peptidase 2 (gene TppII). Bases 214 to 4053 code for a protein of 1279 amino acids. Gene Ontology annotation, biological process: proteolysis. The record is from RefSeq and is a predicted model, not a curated record. Lineage: Eukaryota; Metazoa; Arthropoda; Insecta; Diptera; Culicidae. The transcript is spliced from 9 exons. Gene Ontology annotation, molecular function: tripeptidyl-peptidase activity; serine-type endopeptidase activity. Gene Ontology annotation, cellular component: cytosol.